Linum tenue is the source of this 375-nucleotide messenger RNA. The record is from the annotation of a GenBank genome assembly. NCBI's taxonomy places the organism in Eukaryota, Viridiplantae, Streptophyta, Magnoliopsida, Malpighiales, Linaceae.
AAAUCUGAGCGUCUUCGUCGAGCUCUCGGUGCAAACUGCUCCGACGAAAAUAUAGUGAGAAUACCAAACUGCUUCGGCGAACUCCACCAACUCCAAUCGGAACUUCGUACCCUACAAUAUAUUCCUUCACCAUAUUCCUCCUCCUCCAUUUGCACCCUCCCUAUUGACGAAGUGGAAUUUGAAAUUCCGACAUUCCCUAACAAAUCCUGGUGUUUCACAGUUACCCAACUGGUAAAGCAGUUGCACACUAUCCGAAAUCAGAUCCCUUCGAUGGACAAUGAAAACCCGGCAAGAGGCUGAAACUGGAAAACAGAAUAUGAAGUUUAUCUUUCUACAGACUAUGAUUCUUUAACUGUAUAUUAGCGUCAAUAGGAG